UAGCAAGCCGUUGUCGUGGUUACCGCUUAAAAAAGCGGACAUAACCAAUAGUUGACAGCUGUGGUUGACAGUGAUACCAGAGUGAUACUUGCAAAUGAGUGACAGUUGACUAACAUGUCAAGGCCCAGUGCUUUAUUUUUCUAUUAAAAUCCAGCUAAUUGGAUGGAGCUGAUUGUAAAUAGUGUACUAUCGAGCGGUUAACAGCGCAUAUAAAAUUGCACAACUAUUUUUAGUCGUCGUCUAAAACAUAGCCACGUUGUCUGCCAUCAUGGAAAGGCGCCAGUUUUUGGCCUUCACCACUAUUUGCUUCAUUCUGUUCUGGAACAUUGCCUCGCUUCAAAACACUAGUGUCGUAGUCGGGCACACUAAUGCUACAGUGCCGGUAGUAGCUGGUAAUCUCAGCGUGCCAGUUGUUGCAGUGAAUUCAAGUGACAGUAGUGCUGUGCCUGGAAAUGUGUCUAGUAAAAGUGGACAGCCCACAGUUCCAACCCCCGUAGGGGCUGAUGGGUUGCUGCCAGUCAGUACUGCCACAUCCACCCGAAAUGAGGGAGUAGAGCUGAAUACUACUGCUGUAUUGCCUGAAGCGAAUGCCACCAAGAUCAACGUGACCUCAACAACGCAAUCCGUGGAUCCAGUGCUACCGGAUAAAGAGGCUGCAGAAGAUGAGCACAACAGCUCCAUGGCCAUUUUCUUCGUGCUUUGCGUGCUGGCAUUGGGUAUAUUGCUAAUUCAUCUCAUGCUCCAAACAGGGUUCCAGUAUGUGCCCGAAAGUAUCGUCAUCGUGUUCUUGGGGGCUUUGAUCGGUCUAACAAUGAGCGCUCUGUCGAACAGAAACAUCAGCAACUGGAGAAAGGAGGAGGCUUUUUCACCAACGGCGUUUUUCUUGAUCCUCCUGCCGCCCAUUAUCUUUGAGUCCGGCUACAACUUGCACAAAGGGAACUUCUUUCAAAACAUCGGCUCUAUUCUAGUGUUUGCCAUUGUUGGCACUACAAUUUCCGCUUUUGUUAUCGGGUUUGGCAUCUAUUUCUUAGGGCUGGCUGAAGUGGUUUACCAGCUCAGCUUUGUAGAGUCGUUUGCUUUCGGUUCCUUAAUCUCAGCAGUUGAUCCUGUGGCGACUGUAGCGAUUUUUCACGCUCUCAACGUGGAUCCCAUCUUGAACAUGCUGGUGUUUGGCGAAAGCAUACUAAAUGACGCCAUUGCCAUUGUUUUAACCACUGCUGUCCUUGAGUCCAACAACCCCUUAAUGAGCACGGGAGAAGCGAUCAUUUUAGGCAUUGAGAACUUUUGUCUCAUGUUCUUUGCCUCGGCAGGCAUCGGAGUGAUUUUCGCGCUUGUCAGCGCCUUGCUCUUAAAGCAUGUGGAUCUCAGGAAAAACCCGUCAUUGGAAUUCGGAAUGAUGCUGGUUUUCACCUAUGCGCCGUAUGUAUUAGCUGAAGGCAUCCAUCUUUCAGGAAUCAUGGCCAUUCUAUUCUGCGGCAUUGUAAUGUCGCACUACACCCAUUUCAACCUAUCCACUGUUACUCAAAUUACCAUGCAGCAAACCCUGAGAACUCUGGCCUUUAUUGCUGAAACCUGCGUCUUUGCCUAUCUAGGCCUAGCCCUGUUCAGCUUCAAGCAUCGAGUGGAACCGGCCUUUAUCGUCUGGAGCCUGAUUCUUUGUCUAAUUGGGCGGGCUUGCAAUAUCUUCCCAUUGGCCAUUCUGGUCAAUCGGUUCCGCGAGCACCAAAUUACGAAGAAAAUGAUGUUUAUCAUGUGGUUCAGCGGUUUGCGCGGGGCCAUCUCAUACGCACUAUCGCUCCAUUUGAACUUCAGUGACGAGACGAGGCACGUUAUCAUCACCACCACUUUGAUCAUUGUGCUGUUCACCACCUUGAUAUUUGGCGGGUCCACCAUGCCUCUGUUGAAGUUCAUGCAGGCGACGAAAAAUCCGGCCAAGAGGCAGAAAAAACGGAAGAGGGACCGCGAGGUGACGCUGAGUAAAACGAGGGAAUGGGGCCAGGCUUUGGAUUCUGAACAUCUAUCUGAAACAACCGAGGGCGAGAUGGAGGUGUCCUUUGUUUCGGCCAGAAUUAAGGGAUUUGCCAAGUACGAUCUCAAGUACCUGAUACCCUUUUUCACCAGGAGGUUCACACAACAGGAACUAAAGGAUUGCAAAAGCCAAAUGACCGACCUAACUAACCAAUGGUACCAAGCCAUUAGGAUAUCGCCAGACCAAUCAGACGAGGAGACGGGCUGCGCCACUGGAAGGUCCAGUAUAUCCAGCAUAGUUCGCUGACCGUCUUCAAAGUGCAAUUCCGAAAAAUUACCAUUGGUUGCAUGUUAGGAUCCCUUAUGAAUAAAGUAAGCUCUUUCAUUAUUUUCCAUUUUGAGUCGUUUGCGAACGGCGUGCCAAAAAUCAAGUUAGUAAUUUUAGAUAAUUCGACAAAAAAGCAGUUUGUUAACUAGUCUGGUUGGUUAAGGUGGGCCAGACUUUAAUCCCCAACAACCUAAUUGCAUUUGAAUCAAGGUACAUGUUGUAGAUAAGGUGAUAUUCAUUCUGUGUUAUUUAGUUGUGGUAUUCUUUAAACUUAGGCGCACUAGUUGAUUGGAAAAAAAUAAGCGAACAGCGGGGGUCUGUUGAGUUACGAGCUUAACGCUCCAAAGUACUUAUCUAUUUACAUUUUUACAUAUACUUAUCUAUUUAUUUAAUAGUUAAUUUCAAAUCGCCAAAAAAUACCUUGGUUUAGAUCAAUGUUUUGAGCAGCUACCACGGGUAUUGCAUGAACCGUUGAUAGUAUUAUUUUUGCGUUGUUUGCACACCAUCCAAAGAAACUUCAUCAACAGCCUUUUUAAUCAGUAUCAACAUGAACUAGUCAAUGGAUGUGGCACAAAUUGGACGUUUUAAAAAUUGGAUUAGGACUGUUUGUGAUAAAUUUCGAAACGUUGGAGUUGAAAAUGUUUUAUUUAAUAAUAUGUUGCUUUAAAUAAAAAGUGUUAAUAUA
Molecule: messenger RNA, 2981 nt
Organism: Dendroctonus ponderosae (mountain pine beetle)
Lineage: Eukaryota; Metazoa; Arthropoda; Insecta; Coleoptera; Curculionidae
Gene: Nhe1
Product: sodium/hydrogen exchanger 8
Exons: 2
Coding region: 269-2275 (668 amino acids)
Biological process (GO): proton transmembrane transport; regulation of pH; sodium ion transport
Cellular component (GO): membrane; Golgi apparatus
Molecular function (GO): sodium:proton antiporter activity
Source: RefSeq, a predicted model, not a curated record